Molecule: messenger RNA, 647 nt
Organism: Hippocampus zosterae (dwarf seahorse)
Lineage: Eukaryota; Metazoa; Chordata; Actinopteri; Syngnathiformes; Syngnathidae
Product: progonadoliberin-1-like
Exons: 3
Coding region: 335-616 (93 amino acids)
Biological process (GO): multicellular organism development
Cellular component (GO): extracellular region
Molecular function (GO): hormone activity
Source: RefSeq, a predicted model, not a curated record
CGGCAUUUCACUCUAGUGAAACUGUAUAAUGAGUUUUACUUUUUGAGUAGGAUUGCUGAAAAAAAAUCCACAUUUUUAAAUGUUGUUCUAAUUAUAGAGAUGCACUUGUACGUCUUUUUUUUAAGAGCACAUUAAUCUUUUUGCUCACCCUGAAGGUCAUGGCUGCUUAAUCCCACUUUGAGACCCCCCUGCAGUGAAAUAAAUGGAUUUUGCAAGGAUAGAAAACCAAAUAUAUACCUUGGAUGAAACUGCAGCUUCCACUUAGGACAACAGACAACUGAAAGCAACUUGCCUUUUUGUGUAUGGACAAGCUUAUCUUGCGCAGAGUAUAGCGAUGAAGUUCUGUGUGCUGUGGCUGCUGAUUUUGGCAACAUCGGUGGAAGUGAUCUGUCAGCACUGGUCUUAUGGACUGAACCCUGGAGGGAAAAGAGAGCUGCACCCUUUCAACCAGCAAACCAAUGUACCGGUGGUUCGUGGCUUUCAACAUCUGGGCAAGCCUUGCAGAGUCCUGGCAUGUGGAGACUUGUCACCUUUUGCCAAACUUUGCAGGAUGAAAGAAUUUCAUGGAAAUACUGCUGGUAGACAAUAUGGACAAAGAACGUUUAAAACAAAAUAAUGCGGUUGUAUAAUAAACAAUCUGUUACAAA